AUGAAGAAGGCAGCCUCAUCGUGCCCGGCGGCGUCCCAUCACGACACCACAGCCACCACAACACACCACAACACCACAGGCUCUUUGCUGCCCCUCCAGUCUACACCACCAUAUCACAACACCACACCACCACAGCACCACAAUCAUCACAGCACACCACAACGCCACACCCUUGCUGCCCCUCCUCCAAUCCACACCACAACCACCACAACACCACACCCUCCUUGCCGCCCCUCCAUUCCACACCAUCACCAACAGCAUGCAUCCCUCAACCCUCCCGUGGCGACACACAACCCCGCGGCGACACUGACGAAGGCUGAGGGCGCCCACAUGCACGGCGCCUCAGAACCAGUUUCCUUUCUUGGCGAGCCUGAAGGGGCCGCCCACGCCACGCCACCUGGAGCUGAGUGA
Molecule: messenger RNA, 411 nt
Organism: Scylla paramamosain (green mud crab)
Lineage: Eukaryota; Metazoa; Arthropoda; Malacostraca; Decapoda; Portunidae
Exons: 1
Coding region: 1-411 (136 amino acids)
Source: RefSeq, a predicted model, not a curated record